Cicer arietinum (chickpea) is the source of this 2690-nucleotide messenger RNA. RefSeq lists its product as uncharacterized. Lineage: Eukaryota; Viridiplantae; Streptophyta; Magnoliopsida; Fabales; Fabaceae. Gene Ontology annotation, biological process: asymmetric cell division. The record is from RefSeq and is a predicted model, not a curated record.
AGUGAACCCUGUAUAACUGGAGAGAGAAAAAAAAAAUAUUUGAAUUCUUCGCACAAAAAAUAAAAUAAUUAUUUAUUAUUUGUGCGAUAUUUUUUCAGCGACAAACGUUAUAGUUUUCUUCAUCCGCGAAUAAAACACGUUGUUGCCGAUGUUGGAGAUAACGGUGUAACGAAUUUCAAUCCUUUUUGUUUCUUAUCAAGCUGCGAGAUUCGGUAAUAUUUCGUGUGUCUUAGAUUUCGUUUCACGAAUACUGAGGAUUUUUCAAAAAGUAUUGUUGAUUCUCCUUGCUAACACUUGGGGAGUAAAUUCUGAUGCUUAGAGUGGUGAAUGGAGGAGGUUUAAUUUAAUUAACAAUAUAAUAAGAGUUGUUUGGUGAAUCUGUGAUUGUGGUUUUGUUUUCAUGGAAGUGGUUGUGUUAUUGUGAAAACACUUGAAGGGUAUUUGACUAAUUCAUGGAAAUUUCUUCCCUUGGUUGUUUGGUGUUAAUAAUUGAUAGAAAGAGGGUAACUUGUAGUGUGGAGUUUGGUUAGUGAAUGUGAGAGUGAGUGAAGGUAAAAAUGGAAUUGUGGGUUGUUGCAGCUGUUGCUGGAGCUGUUUAUUUAGCUAAAUAUUGGAAAAAAAGUUGGGAAAAUGGCAAUAGCUCUUAUCAUUUGUCGUCAGAGGAUUCGAAGUUUGACAAUGUUGAGUCCUUGAACUGCCCCUUAUCCUUCCUAAAACAAGUGCCGAGACGUGAAACAGGAAAGGAGGUUUCUUUAGGUAGAAAUGGUUUGAAUGAGAAGUAUUCAGAUGUAAGCUUUUUAGAAGGUCCUUCUAUUGGAGACGUGGCUUCUAAUAGAGGGUUUAAUUGUGAAAAUAUGAGACAGUUCCGGAAUUAUAAUAAGAGUGAUUUACUAUCUAUAUCGAACUUAGCAGUGCCGUUUGCCCCAUAUGAUGAUAACUUUAAGGAUGGUGAAGAUGGAAACGAGCAAAAUACUGAUAUUUUCGGCAAUCGUGGUUGCUUUCUUCCUGAUUUAUCGGCCAAAGUUGUUCCUAUUCACAAUUCAUUUGGACAUAAAACCUCUCUCAGGUCGAAGUGUUUUACUGGGCAUGAUAGUAGACCAUUAAAUUCCUUAGAAAGUUGUUUCAUGGCUCAGCUGUACAAAGAGCAUGCCAAAAUGGAAGAGUAUGUCUUUAGUCCUCUCUCAUCACCAUCUAUGGCCACACGGCCAUUUCGUGUAAGCAAUGGAAGCCGAAUACUCAAUAGAGAAAAUGAUACUUUGAUUGGUGCAUCAACUGGAAGCAAGCAGCAUAAGUUGCAACCUGGUCGAGCAAAAGAGGAAAGUGCAGUCGGGGUUCCUUCCUUACCGAAAAUUGGAUAUUUAAAUGAUACCAAGAAGAAGAAAUUUGAUGGAGUUAUUGGGCGAAGUCGAAGGUCAAGCUUUUGUGAUGACAUGUUUAGUGGAAAACUCGUCCAUACUCAAUAUGAUCCAACAUUUCUCUUUAGUCUUGGGGUGUCUUUUGGGAUAAUAACUUCCAUCAUGGCAAAUAAAAGAGAAAUAGUCAAGCUAAGAGAACUGUUGAAGAAGAGUGAGAGUUUGGUUCAAGAUCUACAAGACGAACUUGAUAUGAAAGAUUCGAUGACUGUGAAGGAGUUACAACAUGAAAAUUAUGGUUCACAGGAUACAUGUGAUCAUUCGUUCAGUGGUAAGGAGCUACAUGAAUCUUCCCCUGAAAAGCAUAUGGAUAACUCUCCAAGAAUUGACCGCAAAGAAUCGCACGAUAAGAAGGAAGAAGAAAGUUCAGAAUCUAUGAGCAAAAUUGAAGCUGAGCUUGAAGCCGAACUUGAGAGAUUAGGGUUGGACAUGAAUGCAUCAAGUCUGGAAAGAAAAUUAUCUGAGCUUGUUGAGAUUGACCCAGAGUUUGUAGCAGAUUUUGCUCAAGGUGAGUUGCUAGCUGAUUUGGUCAGUGAGACAGGUGUCAAUGUCAUAACACCUCUUCCUGCAAACUAUGCAGUUUCGCCUCAUGAACUGAGUUUACGUUUGCAUGAAGUCGUACAAUACCAACUCGAGGAACGAGUGAAGGAGCUUGAGAUUGCCCUUGAAACUAGUCAGAGGAAAGUAAGGUUUUUGGAAUCUGAGCAUAAUGGUAGUUUCAAAAUAGCAUCUCCGUCCACUAAAGGAAACUUACCGACUCAUGAAGACUGUGACAGUGACAAUGUUUCUCAGCCCUUAAUUCUCAAUUUAUCAGGUGAAGCUUUAGAUGCAUACAAUGAAGCCUAUGAAGAAUUGAUAAAGAUAAAUGAUUCUGAAGACAAUUCACCAUCAUCAGCCAUUCAUGAUAGUGACCACAAAGAAGGUUCAGUUUCACAUGAUUGGAGUGCAGCUGUUUUUCAAGACGGUUCUGCGACGUACUCGAUGGUUGACGAAGGAAAUCUGUCAAGAGAUGUCUGUUCUAUCAAAGAGACAAUGUUGGAAGGGCAAAGCUCUAGUGAAUUGAAUGUUAGUGGAGAUGAUGAAAGUAGUGAUUUUGAUAAUGAGGUGGAGAGGCAAUUGAUUAGGCAAAUUGUUGAAAGGACCAAGAAAGGUUCUCCUCUUUUUCAAAAUGCAAAAAAGAUAUUGUAUUCUAUGGAUGAAGAUGAACAACAUUGAUAUCAUCUAGUUUUUAGGAUUGAAGGAAUAGAAAAAUAGUAACUUUUUACUGAUUUAUUAUUA